GUUACUUGACGCACAUGGUGCUCUCACUGCAGGCUCACUUUAACAUAUCGCAUAAAUAGCCUUCAAAAUGACGUGACGGGAACAAUGUAGGCUACUGCACUUCAUAAAGGCACACAUGACAAGCCGCGGCCUUUUACGUUCAGGGUCAAAUCUUUACAAGUCACCCGGCCUUGAGCUGCAGUUGACUUGUUGUUCAACACGCAGACUUGAAAGUUAAACACAGCCAAAUCGCUCGUACCAGUGUUCCUCGCAUUGAACAUAAUCCACCAUGAGCAUUACCGAACAAAUCCAGGCGUUGAUGCCGGACUUGGUCAACGGGAAAACACUCCAACAACUGGAGGAGGAGUUGGCUGCUACCGACAAGCAGAUGGGCUGCCAUGUCGUAAAUGGGAGAAAAUUCCCGGGUUUCAUUCCGCAGUCCAAUCUGGAAGCUCUGAGGACUUUUGAAGUGCGCGAUGACGACGUGUACGUCUUCACCUACCCAAGAUCAGGCACACACUGGAUGAGUGAAAUACUGCAUUAUAUCCUUCACGAUGGGAAGGGCGAUUUCAACCGUUCUUUCAUGACCAACGUUUUGGAGAUGACGAUGGCAGAAGACCCAUCUCAACUUGAGAGUGUGACCCCCGGGUACAAGAUGUACGCAGCCAUGGCAUCGCCACGGUGCAUCUUAAGCCACUGCUUGGAGAGUUUUCGACCUCCUCAGAUCUUAACUAAGCAAGCAAAGGUGGUGUACGUGGCCCGAAACCCAAAGGAUAUGCUCGUUUCUUUAUUCAACAUGGCAUCACAUUGGCAUUUUGAUGAGGUGUUCUGGGCAUUUUGCCACGGGAAAAUGGUAAUGGGAUGUUGGUUUGAGCACGUGCUCAGCUAUUGGAACCAGCGGGACAAGGAGAAUUUUCUGUUUGUAAAGUACGAAGAUCUCCACAAGGACCUCAGAGGAUCCAUUUGCAAAUUAGCUCAGCAUGUCGGGAAGGAUCUACCCGAUGACGUCAUCGAUGACAUCCUGGAGCGCGUGACCUUUGGUGGGAUGCAGAAGACUUAUCAACAGAUUGAGGAAGAACGUGGGGAGAAGGGGAAACGCAUGACGCGUUACCGAGGAGUGGUUCCGUAUCUUAGACAAGGCCAAGUCGGCAACUGGAAGAACACUUUCACGGUGGCACAGAGCGCCCUCUUCGACAAGAUCUACGCAUUGAAGAUGGAAGGGACCGGCUUGGAUUUUGACUUUGAGCUUUGAGAGCCCCGAUGUGAGACGUGCUGCUCUAGCUGCCCUAUACUACUGCAUAUAAUUGCCUCUCUGUAUUCCAUUCUGUAGAGCUUUACCAGAUAGGACCUAAGCCUACGAUUAUAAUUUCGGAUGCGGGAUAGAUCUUGUCAAAAGAGGCCUAUUAUAAUACAGUUUCAGUUGUAUACUCGCGCUAACAUGGGUCCAGAACUUCCUGUCGAUAAAUAUUGAAAUUAGAAAAUAUAUCACACAUAAUAUUGUCUACAGUGGCGUAACUAAAGUGUGACCAAAAUCUGGAUCGGGAUCCCAUUGGGUCUCAGUUCAAUGGUACCCGUGUGAUUUUAUUCCUGAAAUGAUCUUUGCAUGUAGGCCUACAUGUACAUGUACACACAGAGUAAUAAUGGAAAUAUCAUUCUAACUAUAUGGUAAUUGUAUACCGUCGUUUCAAUUUUGUACUGCCACAAUUAAACCGGCACGCUAUGUAUAUUCAUGGAAUGUUGUAUGAUGUACAAGCAUUGUUGUACCACUUUUGAAAAGUACCAUAUGGUGGCACCAUGGUACUCAUACCAUCCCAUACCAUGGUAGGGUCAAAGUACCAUGAACAAUACAGUACCAUAGUAUUACUACAGAAUCAAUAAACAAGAUAUGCCAGCCUUUUUAAAAAUCACUGAGAUUGGCACGUCUUAAAGAUACCUCUUGGGAAACUC
Messenger RNA from Patiria miniata (bat star), 1926 nucleotides. RefSeq names its product sulfotransferase family cytosolic 1B member 1-like. Gene Ontology annotation, cellular component: cytoplasm. The transcript is spliced from 6 exons. Gene Ontology annotation, molecular function: sulfotransferase activity. The record is from RefSeq and is a predicted model, not a curated record. Gene Ontology annotation, biological process: sulfation. The coding region runs from base 269 to 1231 and encodes 320 amino acids. Lineage: Eukaryota; Metazoa; Echinodermata; Asteroidea; Valvatida; Asterinidae.